Salvia splendens (bonfire salvia) is the source of this 2396-nucleotide messenger RNA. RefSeq lists its product as uncharacterized. The coding region runs from base 1397 to 2266 and encodes 289 amino acids. Gene Ontology annotation, biological process: meristem development; meristem maintenance. The transcript is spliced from 3 exons. Lineage: Eukaryota; Viridiplantae; Streptophyta; Magnoliopsida; Lamiales; Lamiaceae. The record is from RefSeq and is a predicted model, not a curated record.
GCCAACCUGAUCGGCGUCUUUACUAAAAGACGCCAACACCAUUGGCGUCUUUGUUCAGAAGCAUAUAAUAGCAGCAGACAGUCGCGAACCUCACAUACCCACUUCGCGAUUUUCUCUAGCAGCGGCCAAAUCCUUCGCAAAUUCGUCCGUGUCUUUGUGAUUUCGCCCUCCAUUCAUCAAUCGGUGCUAGUUUUCCCCAAAUUCGUCCAAUUUAUUCGGUGAUUUAUGGCAUCUUCUUCAACUACUCGUCGUCGGCUCUUAUGUGGUCCUGAGGACCCCUCCGUAUUAUAUCUGCAGAGACAACACGUCUCUAAUAACAUAUGGGCAGGAGUGCCAUCGGAAGACGUACGGUGUAGAAGAUACGAAGGAAUCAUAUGGGAUGUUCCCAUAAAUCCUCGUGUUUUGGCGGUUAUAGAUGAGAUGGGGUUCGGCGGGAUGUUGAGGUGUGGUCAACCGAAAGACAUUGACCACCAUCUUAUCACCGCUUUGAUUGAACGUUGGAGGCCAGAGACUCACACGUUUCACUUUCCAGUCGGUGAAGCGACUGUGAGCUUAGAGGACGUGGAGGUCUUAUGGGGCCUCAAAACUGACGGUGAGCCUCUGACGGGUUACAUCCCCAGUAAGGAUGUCAACUAUUGGAAGGAUGUUUGUUUGGAUUUUCUUGGCUUUAUUCCAGAUGCAGUUGAUCUAAAAGAAUUGAACUGGAAGCAGACAAGCUUAUCAAAUCAACUGCGGAUUGAGUUGAGUGAUGACCACGAGCAAUACAUGUACAAUCAACGUGCUCGUGUGUAUUGUCUGCUGUUACUGGGUGGUCUACUGAUCCCGAACGCUACCGGUAAUAAAAUUCCCUUCUUCUACCUUCAGUUUUUCAUGGAUAUAGAACAAUGUGCUAGCUAUAGCUGGGGAGGUGCGACACUUGCCUGCUUGUACCACAAUCUAUGUGAAGCUGCACUUGGUAAGAGGACCGAUGUCGGGGGAGCUCUUACAUUGUUACAGCUGUGGGCUUGGGAAAGAAUCUCAAUUAUUAGACCGCAGAUGCUGAACCCCGCGCCCGUAGACUACUUACCAUGUGCAGUCGCGUAAGUUGUCCACUAAUUACUCUUUUAAGCAUAAUUUUUAUUGAUUUUUGUGUUGUUCGCUCAUAAUUUAAUUUUUGUAGAUGGACUGGUCGGGCCUCUUAUGUAAAGCACCGGGGCAUUGCAUUGAAACUUUCAGAGAUCAGUUCUCAACAAUGCAUGCCAAUCAGGUAAUUUACGUAAACUAAAUUGUUGCUAGUGUGUUGUUUUGAUUGAACUUGUUUUGACUAAAUAAGUUUCAUAUCUAGUUUAUUUGGAGGCCGUAUGAUUCGCGAAAUCUGCCGGAUGUUUGUGUUGCCGGUCGUCCUAUAUGGGCGUCGAUGACAACACUAAUCUGCUGGAAUAUGGUUGAGCCACACAUGCCACAGCGGGUGUUGCGACAAUUUGGGAUUGUCCAACCUUAUAUCCCGAUUGUCGACCGGUUCCACGGAUCUGAUUUUACGAAACAGGAUCGACGUGGCAAAGCAGGUCGGAACUGGGUUCAGUGGCACGCCAAUCAUAUACAAGAUUGGCAUAAUAGGCACGACACGGUGUAUGUUGAUUUGGAGUACUCAAUGGUGCAUGUUGCUACUGAUGAGUACAUGGACUGGUUUCGCCGGAUAACAGUGGUGUACCUAACAAAACCUGGGGUGCAUUCUCAUGAGGGCUUCCAUGAAACGGCGGCCUCUCAUCACUACGCGGUGGAGACCCUUCACAAAAUACGCCACUUUCUUAGGGAGCAAGACAUGUCAGGACGACCGGAUUUAUUCACCAUUUCGAGAAUGGUUGAAGAUGGCCUCCAGAUAUGUGGGGAAGCUGAGACGACGGACCACCGUCCUUCACAGCGCUCUGAGCUGGACCUUGACAUGCCCGUGCGGCAAAAAGCGAAGCGGCGUGGAAAGAAGAAAGUUGGUGGAGAGUCGUCAUCAUCAAGGAUGGAUACUCAGUUGGUUGAUGAUUCUGAUGACGAUUUUGUGGCUCCACCUCCACCAAGAUCUGCCGUGCGGGGUCGUCACUCAGUCAGCCACACGGGUGGUACAGGAGAAGAUUUCGGUCUCAGCGAUCAACAAACUCCACCUCGGUCUUCUGCGAGAGACGACAUUGAUUUAGAGAAUGCCGUCGUUGAAGAUACUCCUCCAUCUAGAAUCCCUAAGACCAGCAUCGGGAAGGGAAUCCGUAGUCUGUUUAUGCGUAAAAGGCGAGACGAGUGAACGUUGCCCGAACUUUUUAUAUUGGUGUUUUUACAUUGAUUUGAACGCUUUAUAUAAGUAAUUUGAUAUAUUGUAUUGAUAUUGGUGUUUUUUCAUUCAUUUGGCGUAUGUAUAUUAGUAAUUUGAUAAA